This is a messenger RNA of Plasmopara halstedii, 1356 nucleotides long. RefSeq names its product Predicted spermine/spermidine synthase. The transcript has 8 exons. NCBI's taxonomy places the organism in Eukaryota, Oomycota, Peronosporomycetes, Peronosporales, Peronosporaceae. The record is from RefSeq and is a predicted model, not a curated record. The coding region runs from base 1 to 1356 and encodes 451 amino acids.
AUGGUACAGGUGAUGGUAUCGUUGCUGCUCUUAUUAGUGACGGUGCAUCAUGUAAGCACUCAUCUGAUGCCUGCAACGGAUGACCAAUAUGACGUGUUAAGUCGUAUCGACGUGGACGACUCCGUAGUCGCGGUAGUCCGUCGCAAUAAGAUUCUUCACCUUCUAUACGACGAGACCAUCAUCGGGGCCGAAUUUGACGAUCCGAUGCUGCGCAAACAGACUACGUAUCCAGGCUUUACAAUUAUGCAGUGCUCUGCGUAUCUAGACCGUAAACCAUCGAGGGCAUUGCAGAUUGGUCUCGGCAUUGGCUCCGUCCCGAGCUUUCUACGAGACAUGGACAUCCCAACAGAUGUGGUUGAAAUCAGUGAAGCUGUAGUGAUACAAGCGGCAGACUAUUUCCAAUAUGAAUGGUGUGUUUUAUCCGAUGACGAAGAGGACGAGAAAUGUCCAAAUGGCCAAACUUUCGUUAUGGAUGGUCUUGAAUUUUUAAAUCGCAAACCAAAAGAUCUUGAAAUUCAAACGCAGGAGGAUACCAAUCCAUAUGAUCUAUUUAUUGUGGACGUGUAUACGGGUUGGAAUCCCUUUGCAUUUCUCGUUCGUGAGAAGAUUUUGUUGAUCCGUAAAAACUGGUUAACUAUCGACGGAGUCUUGGUCAUGAACUUUGUAGGAUUUAUGCACGGCCCACGUGCAGCAGCCCCGAAAUCUAUUUACCGUACGUUGCAAAGCGCGUUCAAGCACGUCAAAUGUUUUCGAGAAAUGGAAGACCCCAACGAUCCGGAGGCGGGCAACAUUGUUUUCUAUGCUUCUGACAAGCACAUCGACUUUGCUCUACCAUCCACAGGCAUAUACAAGGACCCUCCACCCAAUACGUUUUACAGUGUGGUCACAAAUUUUCCAAACUGGCAGAUUUUUACUGAUUUAGAUUCCGAAGUAGAAGUAGCAAUUCACCAGGAAGUGGACGAUGACAAAGUGCGUUUUGUGCCGAACAAUGACAGCUACAAGACUGACGAGGGACCUGCUUUGCGCGUGCUUACGGAAGCGAGUCAUGGCCAAAAAGAUUUUCAUGACAUUCACGUCGAAACGCAGAAUCACAUGCGAGAGCGAGUGUUAAGCCAAUUUCCUCUCGCUCUUUGGAACGAAUUAAAGCAAGACAAUUGGAGUCAGCGUCCAUUGCUGCGAAACCACCAGCAGGUGUGCUGCCAAAUACUUUUCUCACACCUUGCAGCUCGUCAGAUUGCCUAUGCCACGCGUCAUCCGCCGUCAGCAUCACACUUGCGAAUGCGCUUACACCACAGUUUGAUUUGUUUUCUCGAAAAGCCCGAAUGUACCAUUAGUAAAAUAAAUCGACAGCAAUAA